ACACCACUCUCGCGUAAUUUAUUAUCCAUUUGGCGGCAAAUCAAAGCAAUCGGCGUCUCGUGUUUGUCGCAUUUCCUUGUGUUGUGAAAAAUUUUGCAGAAUUCCGAAGAAUUUGUGGAAGAAUGACCGAAAUUGAUUUAACCGCACUCACUGCGGCAUUGACCAGUGAUGCCGGAAGUGGUGUCUCCUUUGAGGAUAAAUCCAAAAACUGGGGAACAAAGGAUGAAGCAAAGGAACUCACGGAUGCCAUUGAUAAGUGCCCAAAGCUUGAGUACUUGAAUCUGGCGGGGAAUACAUUGGGUGUGGAGGCAGCACAGGAGGUGGGGAAGGCCCUGAAGAAGCAUCCGGAAUUCCAGAGGGCACUGUGGAAGGAUUCAUUCACAGGACGGCUAAAGACCGAAAUUCCAAUUGCUCUGAAGGCCAUGGGGAGGGGAAUUAUAGACGCUGGAGCACACCUAACUGUGUUCGAUUGCAGUGACAACGCCCUGGGACCCAAUGGCAUGAAGGGUCUUGUGGAGUUGUUCAGCAGUUCUGCCUGCUUCUCUCUGCAGGAGUUGAAGCUUAACAACUGCGGUCUUGGUAUUGAUGGUGGCGAAAUGCUGGCACGUGCCCUGACAGAGUGCCACCGGGCGAGUAUUGAGGCGGGAACACCGAUGAAGCUGAAGGUUUUUAUUGCAGGACGCAAUAGGCUGGAGAAUAGGGGUGCUGAGGCUCUUGCGGGAUUCUUCGCGAAGGUUAAGAGUCUCGAGGAGGUCACAAUGCCCCAAAAUGGGAUCUACCACGUCGGUAUUACAGCUCUCUCGGCGGCUUUGCGUGAGAAUACCAACAUGAAGAUCCUCAAUCUCAACGACAACACCAUCGGGCAUAAAGGAGCUCUAGCUCUUGCUGAUGCCAUGUGCAACAUGCAGGAACUCCGGGAGAUCAAUUUCGGUGAUUGCCUCCUGAAGACACGCGGGGCUACGUUGCUGAGCGAAGUUUUGGGUGAUCAGCACGAAGCACUGGAAGUUCUCAAUCUCAGUAACAACGAAAUCGGACCCGAUGGUGGACUCUCCUUGGCCGCAGCCAUGGCAAAUAAGAUAAAUUUGCACACCCUGCAGUUGGAUGGGAAUCAAUUUGGGCAUGAAUGCCGGGAGAUGAUUGCCGAAGAGCUGAGACGAUUCAAUUUGGAGAAUGCUCUGGCAUCAAUGGAGGAGGAUGAUUCUGAGGGUGAGGAGGAUGACUACGAUGAGGGUGAGGAUGAGUUGGAAGAGGAAGAAAUCGACACGGAAGAUUUGGAAGAUGUGGAGGAUGACGAUGAGUGCGGGGAUGAUGAUGAUGAGGAGACGGAUGAAGCUGCGGAGGAUGGGAGGCAAAAUCAACCAAAUUUGGGACUCUUCGGUGCCCCCAUUAAACCCCAAACAACCCCAAUUGAGGCUUUCUGCCGGGCUGAAAAGCCCACGCUGGCCAUGUUCAAUGCCAUCGAGGCCAAAGAUCGCAUUGCAGCCUUCCGGGAAUACCUUAAAGAUCUCCCUGGAGAAUUUUAUCUCGUCUACCUCGUUUUUGCCAUUCUCAAGUGCUCAGCUCUGAGUCUUCUGUCCAAGGAGGCACUCUCGGUGUCUGAUGCUCUCUUCGAGGAUGCCCUGAAGUACGCUCAGGACAAUUCUCAGGUGAAUUCCGUGCGGAAUUUCUUCCUUAUUCAGCUCUGUCUUCUUCGGUGCGAAGAUAAAUCCUUCUGCCCCUCCUACGACAUUAAAGCCUGUCGUGGGGCCCUUGAGAGCGCCAUGAAGAAGGAUUUCUUCCCUUCAGACCUCAGGGGUACUUUCCAAUGUUUCCUGGAUAAAUUAGGGCACGAGUGAAGUUUUUCAUUACACAAUAAAAAUUGAAUUUGUGAGAAAAAAA
Molecule: messenger RNA, 1878 nt
Organism: Lutzomyia longipalpis
Lineage: Eukaryota; Metazoa; Arthropoda; Insecta; Diptera; Psychodidae
Gene: RanGAP
Product: ran GTPase-activating protein
Exons: 3
Coding region: 123-1835 (570 amino acids)
Biological process (GO): signal transduction; activation of GTPase activity; nucleocytoplasmic transport
Cellular component (GO): cytosol; perinuclear region of cytoplasm; nucleus
Molecular function (GO): small GTPase binding; GTPase activator activity
Source: RefSeq, a predicted model, not a curated record